AUAAUUAUUUUUAUUUUCCAUCUGCCAGACACGGUGUAAAAGAGCAGGCAAGAGCUUGAUAUACAGAUAGCUAAGCUCAGCUUUGACCCAGAUCAAAAAUUGUUUUCAAGAGUAAGAUAGAAACAAAGAAAUGGCAAAUCAAGGAGCUAAGAAACGCAAAGAAGAGAACGCACGCCACAUGGCAAAGCUCCGCCACCUCAUCAUCGCCUGCAAUGUUAUAUAUUUCUUGGUGAGGAUACUGAUUUUUCACUCCACUUUUACUUGGAAACAUUGGAUGGGCCUAGUUUUGACCUCUGUUGCUUAUUUUAUUCCUUAUCAACAACUUGAUGCUAUGGCAAGACCUGCUUAUGCUGAUGAUGGUGAGCUUAUUGAUGGUGGUUUUGAUAUGAGCACUGGUGGUAUAUGUGGCUAUCUGCAUGACAUUAUUUACAUUACAAGUUUUGUGCAGCUGAUGUCCAUUAUCUCUGAAAAGUUUUGGUACACUUACCUGGUGAUACCAGCAUUUGGAGCUUACCAAUCAUUUGGCUUUAUUAGAGGAUUUUUAUCACAGGGGUCAGAGGGAACUGAAGAGGAUGAGAAGACCCGCAAGAAGAGGGAAAAGAUGGAGAAGAGAGCUUCGCGUGCAAAGUUUGUGAAGACAAGAAAUAGAUAAGUCAUCCUCUUGAAACGAGUAAACCAGCUGGUAGGAGUAGCUCCAUUCUAAACGACACAGGCUCAUGCCAAUAAUCAACAGUUAUGGUUAGAAGUUGGACAAUCUGGUGUAAGGACAUUCAUAGAAGUACAUGAAUAAUUUCUCUCCUUCACUUUGCUUUUCUUUUCUUCUCUUUUCUCUUUACUUUUGUAUUAUUGAUUAUAUGUGUUGUUAUCAUACACCAGGAGUUAAAGCUAGAGCUGGCGCAAUUUUUGAGGCAA
Ricinus communis (castor bean) is the source of this 912-nucleotide messenger RNA. RefSeq names its product transmembrane protein 208 homolog. Gene Ontology annotation, biological process: vacuolar protein processing. Lineage: Eukaryota; Viridiplantae; Streptophyta; Magnoliopsida; Malpighiales; Euphorbiaceae. The transcript has 5 exons. The record is from RefSeq and is a predicted model, not a curated record. Gene Ontology annotation, cellular component: intracellular membrane-bounded organelle. Bases 131 to 652 code for a protein of 173 amino acids.